Molecule: messenger RNA, 4066 nt
Organism: Neurospora crassa OR74A
Lineage: Eukaryota; Fungi; Ascomycota; Sordariomycetes; Sordariales; Sordariaceae
Exons: 4
Coding region: 1036-3678 (880 amino acids)
Source: RefSeq, a predicted model, not a curated record
GAACGGUGGACCAUGUACCUCUAUACGACCCUCGCCACAAAUCCCUGGUAGGGACUCCGUUUCCUCCAGUCCAACAAGAAACGGAACACAUGAACCGUGCCAUUGGCAUUGGUCAAUCACACACUCUUUUGGCUGCUUGAACUUCUCAGGGAGUCUGUGUCAGAGGCCUGACCUGGCAGCCUUUCCCUGUUCAACCCUUCCAGACCAUGUGUUGUUAGCGAGGAUCCCGGAAUGUUUGCCGUGUCAACAGGGUGGCCAAUGGUAACACGGGCGAAAUAGGUACCUCCUCGCGAUGUACCGUUGCACACAUAUUGCUGGCAGUGGAUAGGUUACUGAGAUACCACCACAUCUGGCCAUCGUCGAUAUACAUGCCUCAAAACGGUUGUUUGCUCCUGUAACGCUAGGUAUUCGACCAAACUCAGGUAAAGUUCCAAGGGGGUCCCUCAUGUCCCCUCCAAGGUACCUCUAUGGGCUGUUACACUUUUCUUUUAGACGAGAGGUGGGGGCUCCUUACCCUCGACAUCCAGCCCGAACUGUCGUGUUCUGUUCAGUCCAGGUCAGCUUUUCUUAUCACAAAGUUCAGCUUCCAUUGCCAACAUGAAAGGCUAGCCCCUCGCCUGCUAUAGAACCUUUUAUCCAGUCGAGGAAAACCCGGUCAAUCUUUUCUGGCCCGGUAUCCCCCCUUACUUUGGCACAUUCCCACAUUCGCUUGACCCUGAUUAGACUUCCGACAUAACAUAGACAGACCGGCACAGAGGAGCAAGUCCCUUGAUACCCAAGUAACACAGCAGAGCCACACGGCACCAGGUUUUAUCCGACAUCACCUUACACCACUGUCUCACGGUGUUGGAUGCAGAUCGCCUAAGGGCAAAAGAAAACACAUCCUGCACAAGACCAACUCCAUCUACUUCAUCCCUGACAUCUGCCACGGAUUUGGGUCACCCUGUCUGAUCGUUGCUCCCAUCUCCCCUCAGUCACUCACUCUCCGGAAGUUUAUCGACUGGAAAAGGCGAGGGUUGGAUUUCCGUCGCCACCAUGGGGAUAGGGAGCUAUUUCAAGGCCAAGAAGCCGGAGCCGGCAGGCCAACAACACGCUGCCUCAACACCAUCGAGAGGUCGUCAACCUUCCAUGGGGAACACAAAAGCCGGUCAGGACGAUGGCGACAUACUCGCCCCUCCGCAGAUCCGCUAUGGGUCUAGAUCUCGCUCGGCAACGCGCUCUAUGAUGUCGUCAACCAGCUCGGUGAUCUUAGAAGAUAUCAAGCAUGAGGUCAUGGUCAACUAUCUCUACCAGCAACAAUGCUCGUACCUAUGGGUAGCAAAUGGCAGUGGCGAGAUCGAGGGUGUGCUUCUUCGAAAAUCCAGAGGCCAGUACAUGGCCUGCCCGCCGGCCUUGGGGAACUCGCCCUUCGCCAUGGCGUGUGCUGCUCUCAAUGUUCAGUGUGCAAUGACUGUCAACUCACGAGUCAUCAAGACCUUCCUCCAAUGGUCGCCAGAUGCUGUCGAUGUCCCACUUCUGAACGGCUUGCGAGUCCAAAUUCUGCCCACCAUCGAAGACCUUCCUCGUGCCAGGAAACACCAGUUUGCCGCCUUUAUCGCGUCAGAGGGGUUGCUGGUGGUUUGGGAUGACGACGCACUCCAUCUGAUCCCGAGAGCCAAGGAAAUCGAGUCCGAGCUUAUGCAGCUCGUGUGGAAGACUGGUGAGCCUGGUGAGAUGGAUGAGAAGGCCAAUCCCAUUGUAGGUGCUACCGAGAUUGACGAGGAAAGCGGCGAGCCGAGGCCCGAAGCACGACCGGUCCACCUGCUCAACACCUACCUCGUCAGUAUUACGAUGGCGGUUGUCACAGUGUCUUUGGGAGCAGCCUGGAGGCAGUUGGCGAUCGAGGUCAUGGUCGACGGCGAUUACGUCCGUUUGGCUCUCGUUGCGCUGGCGCCCGUACAAAUCUUCUUCACCCUCUUCUUCGCUCAGGUCAUCAUCGGCUGUCUGGCCCAGAUCUUUGGUCCCAUCAAGCAGCUCUCGGUCAACUCCAGGUUCUACUCGGCCAAGCCACCACCGAGAUUGCAGACGGCCGUUCUUCCCCAUGUUACAGUUCAGUGUCCCGUGUACAAGGAGGGCCUCAGUGGUGUCAUUGCCCCUACGGUCAAAUCCAUCAAGCAUGCCAUGUCCACUUAUGAGCUUCAGGGAGGUUCAGCCAACAUGUUCAUCAACGACGACGGUCUUCAGUUGCUUUCGGAAGAAGAUCGUCAAGCCCGUAUUGACUUUUACGCUGACCACAGCAUUGGCUGGGUUGCACGCCCGCGACACGGCGAGAAUGGUUUCCAGCGUCGCGGAAAGUUCAAGAAGGCGUCCAACAUGAACUAUGCCCUCAUGAUCUCCUGCAAGGUGGAAGAAAAGCUCGCCCAAGUUCCCAGACACUCCGAGUGGUCGCAGCAUGACGAGGCCCAAGCGUAUGAAAGGGCGCUAAAGGACGUUCUCGAGGAAAACGGUCGGGCUUGGGCCGACGGCAAUAUCCGCAUGGGCGACUAUAUCCUCCUCAUUGACUCCGACACCCGGGUUCCUUCCGACUGCCUUCUGGACGCCGUCUCCGAAAUGGAACAGUCCCCUGACGUUGGUAUCAUGCAGUUCUCGUCUGGUGUCAUGCAAGUGGUGCACACCUACUUCGAAAACGGCAUCACCUUCUUCACUAACCUCAUCUACACGGCCAUUCGUUACACCGUCUCCAACGGCGACGUUGCCCCCUUUGUUGGUCACAAUGCCAUUCUACGCUGGUCCGCCAUCCAACAAGUCUCGUACGAAGACGAAGACGGCUACGAGAAGUUCUGGUCCGAAAGUCACGUGUCCGAAGAUUUCGACAUGUCUUUGCGCUUGCAAUGCAACGAUUACAUCAUCCGUUUGGCCGCCUGGGCUGGUGAUGGCUUCAAGGAGGGGGUCUCGCUUACCGUGUACGACGAACUGGCUCGCUGGGAAAAGUACGCCUAUGGCUGCAACGAGCUGCUCUUCUACCCCAUCAGGAAGUGGAUCUGGAAGGGCCCAUUCACCCCCCUCUUCCGCCGGUUUCUGUUCUCCAACAUCCGCUUCACUUCCAAGAUCACCAUCAUCUCCUACAUCGGCACCUACUAUGCCAUUGGCGCUGCGUGGAUUUUGACGUCCGUCAACUACUUCCUCAUGGGCUGGUACAACGGGUUCCUGGACAAGUACUACGUCGACUCGUGGCAGGUGUGGUUCUCCAUCAUUCUCGUCUUCAACGGCCUGGGCAAUGUCGCGUUGGCCGUGAUGAGAUACAGAGUCGGGGAGAGGAGCAUUCUGGGGUCGAUCCUUGAGAACUUCAAGUGGACGCUCAUGUUGGCCAUUUUCCUCGGUGGGCUGUCGCUGCAUGUGUCUCAGGCGCUAUUGGCGCACAUGUUUGAAAUUGACAUGACGUGGGGUGCGACGAGUAAGGAGGCCGAAUUUUCAAAUUUCUUUAUUGAGGUGCCAAAGGUGUUGAAAAAGUUCAAAUUCUCCAUGCUCUUCUCCAUCGGAUUCAUCAUCGGCAUGGUCAUACUCGCCACGGCGCCCUUUAUUCCUCACUCGUGGCACAUCACCGAUUUCGUGGCCAUCCUGCCUAUGGCAACGGUCGCGGCCAGCCAUCUGUUGUUGCCGCUGGCGUUGAACCCGGCUUUGAUGACUUUCUCGUGGUGAGGUCGGUUGCAUUGAAUGGAGUGGAGGCAAAUGAAGGGAAACGUAAAGGAUGAACACACAUUUCUGGAAAGAAUUCUAUGGAAGUAAUAGGAUCCGGUAUACUAGGUACUAGAAUGGGGAUAUAUCACUUGGAACGGGGAUUGGAGAUGGAUCUAAUGGAUCUAAUGUGGUUUUUUUUGGGUACAUCUAACUGUGGAUAAUGUCACGAGGGCAAAUACCAAAUGAACGGGAACAAAGAUAAGUACCUACAUAUGAAGAGCUUCUAAAUCACUUUGGCUAGGUAGGAUGCGGCGGAAUAUGGUACAUCAAUGCUAGAAGAAGUUGAACCUACACCAGUAAUACACAUAGCACAUCGAGAUGCGCUUGUACAAUUCUACUUCGCCAAGCC